CGUAAAACCGCAAUUUUCAGGUAUUUUUUUCACACUCUCUGACAUAAUGUUGUUUGUCGGACAAUGAACGAACGGUGCAUUGUGAAGAAUCCGUGUAUCAGACAGACCAAACCAACCAAGCGACAUUUUGAUUAUUAUUCCAUUGUAUUGCCAUGUCAGUCAAUAUUGUUUGUGUAAUAUAAAUAAUCACGGGUAACGUCGCAGUGAUGCGUUGUUAAUAAUGUUUAAGGAAUAAGACGUUCAUAACUGAUUCGUAUACGUAGGCAAUAAUUCGCGUUUGAGUUUUCAGUUAUGUAUCACUGUUGGGACGCGUAGCUAGUCUGAAAGUGGUACAGGUAGUGUUAGGAGGGCAUCUUUUGUUUUUUUAUCGUGAUUACUGGGAUUUGUCGGCGGGAUGGCUGUUCCCGAACAGUUCUCGCUUCGCUGGAAUGAUUUCCAUUCGAAUUUGUCACAAUCGUUUCAUGCCUUGCUGGAAGGCGAAGACUUGGUAGACGUGACCCUGGCCGCUGGUGGCCAGUACGUGCACGCUCACAAACUGAUCCUGUCAGUAUGCAGCCCUUACUUCAAGGAACUUUUUAAGAUGAACCCAUGUGAACACCCCAUAGUAAUAUUGAAAGACGUGGCACACCAAGAACUGCGCCAGUUGCUUCAAUUUAUGUACCGUGGCGAGGUCCACGUGCGUCGCCAAGAGUUGUCUGGUUUUCUGCAUACUGCUGAGCUUCUACAAGUGAAGGGACUGACCGGGGGCCGGGAGAGAAGCGAGUCUCCGACUGGUAUGGCCGAGGAGCCCCCAAAGCCUACGCCACAACAACAGGAGAUAGCCGAACAGCCUGCUGAUUGGAACCCCGCGGUGGAAGACACCACCUCCUCGGAGCCUCCGCCAGAACCCACCGACACAGUCACCAUCAAGGAGGAGGCUGCCCGGAGCCCACUGAAGAGAUUACUGAAGAACACCCCGACCAAGAACAGCCACAGCGCCAAGAAGAAGCCGCGCACAAUCAAGGACUCGCCAACUCACCCCGAAAACACCGACUACCCUUACGACGGCGAACCGCUGAUUGACUUCGACAACGACCUGUUUCACAGCGUGCUUGUGCUGCCCGAGUCUGCCAAGGAGUCUGCAGGUUGGAACUGCAAGACGGGGGGCGUAAAGUGUCCGUCGUGCCACCGGUACUUCGCGAACCGGUACAACCUAAAGGUGCACAUUCGGGACAAGCACGACACUCGCGAGGGCACGCUGCAGUGCGACAUCUGCCAGAAGCGCAUGCGCAACCCAUCGUGUCUGCGCGUGCAUAUGUACCAUCAUCGCAAGCAGGCCGCCUACCUCGCGCAGCUGAGCACGCAGGGAGAACCCAUGAAGGUGCAGAACAUGGUCGGUGGAGGCAAGUGGCGCUCCGACUCAUCCAUGAGCAGCGGAGACUUCAAGGAUGUCGAUAAUUUCUCACCUGGAUCUACUCCGGAAUCGAACAAGGCAUUCCUCGCGCAACUUGGGCAAAACGAGGUGAUGAGGCAAGCUUUCUCUACGUCGACACCGGAGGCGAAGUGCGCCCCCGAGGCGAACAACGUGUCCAGCGCCCCCGAGUCGGGCAAGCUUCCUGAAUCCGUGGUCCCCAAGACGGAAGCCGAUUCUGAAACUGUAUGAUGUCCAAUAAACAGGCAUCCUCUCACCUACGACUACGUGGCUCCCGACCGGCUGUACUCUAUCUUCACCGAACAAUCGUACUGGACCAAAAACCUCAUCUUCAAAGUGGGGCGCAAGAAGAGGAAGCGCAACACCGCUAACAGGAACCCAAGUGGGCCCCUCCGGCGCUCAGAGCGCCUCCGUCGCAAACAACUAUCUGAGAUUUAAUUUGUGAUUCAUGAUUGGAUACUCUGCUUUUUACU
Spodoptera litura is the source of this 1884-nucleotide messenger RNA. RefSeq lists its product as uncharacterized. The record is from RefSeq and is a predicted model, not a curated record. Lineage: Eukaryota; Metazoa; Arthropoda; Insecta; Lepidoptera; Noctuidae. Gene Ontology annotation, cellular component: nucleus. Gene Ontology annotation, biological process: regulation of transcription by RNA polymerase II. Gene Ontology annotation, molecular function: protein binding.